Psylliodes chrysocephalus is the source of this 834-nucleotide messenger RNA. NCBI's taxonomy places the organism in Eukaryota, Metazoa, Arthropoda, Insecta, Coleoptera, Chrysomelidae. The record is from the annotation of a GenBank genome assembly.
UCUUAUUAUAAACAGUUAUUGUAGAGAGUGAUUUUUCGAGAAAAAUGUUUGAAUCCCGAAGUGAGUGUUCUUCUCCUGUGUACGGUCAAUUAACUCCGAAUUCAUCUCCUGGUUAUGAAGAAUAUGAACAAACUAGAUUAAUGGAUUUGACCAAUUCGAACGAAAAAUAUCUUCCGACGACUCUACCGAACUCGGAUAACAAUGCUUUUAACAUAUUCUACAAUCAACAACAGUUGCAUGAAAGUAGAUAUUACGAAGAGCGACCUUGUUAUCAUCACGAGCCAAUCAGAUCGCAGCAUUUCGAAUACAUGGAUUCGCCGUUUAUCAAAGUAGAACCCACGGAUACAGACGAAACUCCUGUUCUAAAAACCAGAGCUUUAGGCAGGAAACGACGGAAUAUGUCCGCCGACGAUGAAAAUUCCUUCAACAAGAAUAAAAUCAAACGAAAAUCACCGCAAAGUUUUGAAGAUCUGCAGACACAAAGAGUUAUGGCGAAUGUACGAGAGAGACAAAGGACGCAAAGUUUAAAUGAGGCUUUUGCUAGUUUAAGAAAAAGCAUACCCACUCUACCGUCGGACAAACUUUCCAAAAUCCAAACUUUAAAAUUAGCAGCUAGAUAUAUAGACUUUCUUUACCAUGUUUUAUCUACUUCUUCUCCUGAAAAUCCCGGUGAAAGUGACAUUUUGGGAAACGUUUGUUCGUAUACAGCACACGAAAAACUUUCGAGAGCGUUCAGUAUGUGGCGUAUGGAAGGAGAUUGGAAUACGCAGUUGUAGAACGGAAGAAAUGGUACAAUUUCGUUUUUGUAUAUAGUUUAAAAAGAAGUGCUGGUUG